UGGAUUUGACCCUGCAAUGAAGAUUCCAUUAUGUUUAAGUUGCAGAUGAAGAUUAGACUGUUCUUCACUCACUCUUUAAGCUCGAAUUCGAACAUGACGACCGUACGGAUGAUAGAUAUAGCAGUCAACUUCACAGAUGGAAUGUUUAAAGGAAUGUAUAAUGGAAAACAAUGCCAUGUUGCGGAUAUAGCCACGGUUUUGAGCAGAGCUUGGAGGGCUGGCGUUGACCGCAUAAUUGUUACUGGUGGUUCGCUUGAGGAGUCAAGGGAAGCUCUUGCCAUUGCCGAAACCGAUGGAAGGCUUUUUUGUACGGUUGGAGUGCAUCCUACGAGGUGCAAGGAGUUUGAAGAGAGUGGAGACCCGGAUAAGCAUUUUCAGGCUCUUUUGUCAUUAGCUCAAGAGGGGAUAGAGAAAGGGAAGGUGGUUGCGAUUGGUGAAUGUGGACUAGACUAUGAUAGGCUUUUCUUUUGCCCUGCAGAGGUUCAAAAGAAGUAUUUUGAGAAGCAGUUUGAAUUGGCACAUGCCACAAAGCUACCCAUGUUUCUUCAUAUGCGUGCGGCUGCUGAUGAUUUCUGUAAAAUUGUGGAGAGAAAUAAAGACAGGUUCACUUCUGGGGUCACCCAUUCAUUUACUGAUAGUGCAGAAGACAGAGACAAACUUCUUUCCUUUAAGAAUAUGUAUAUAGGUGUAAAUGGUUGCUCUCUCAAAACAAAAGAAAAUCUUGAUGUUGUGAGGGACAUUCCAAUAGAGAGACUAAUGAUUGAGACGGAUUCGCCAUAUUGUGAUAUUAGGAGCACUCAUGCUGGAAAUACUUUUGUCAAGUCCAUUUGGCCUUCUAAAAAGAAGGAGAAGUAUGAAGAAGAAAGCCUUGUCAAAGGCCGCAAUGAACCCUGUUUAGUUCGGCAAGUUCUUGAGGUUGUGGCUGGUUGUAAAGGUAUCAGUGACAUAGAGCAGCUGAGCAGGACAAUAUAUCACAAUACUUGCAGGGUUUUCUUCCCCCAGGAUCUUGAUUCUGCAGCAGAUGCCCUUCUUUCAUCAGGGCACAAUCCAUAGCCAGCUAAUUAUUAUUAGCUCCCGUAAUUUCAAAAUCUUGAUGCCAAAGACACUCAUCAUUAUUAUUGAGUAUGCCAUGAGUCAGCUUUUUCCCGUAUAGAAGAUUCUUCAUUAAAAUGAAAUCUCUCUCUGAAUUGCUCAGGUUAUACUUGCAUAUUGUAUUGUAUUGUAUUGCUAACCAAGUUCAGUUCUAGAAACUCGCAAGCGGGAUCAACAUCACUCCAAAAUAAAUAAGUCGAUUUGAAUUGA
This is a messenger RNA of Humulus lupulus (European hop), 1302 nucleotides long. RefSeq lists its product as uncharacterized. Lineage: Eukaryota; Viridiplantae; Streptophyta; Magnoliopsida; Rosales; Cannabaceae. The record is from RefSeq and is a predicted model, not a curated record. The transcript is spliced from 12 exons. Gene Ontology annotation, cellular component: cytosol. The coding region runs from base 31 to 1053 and encodes 340 amino acids. Gene Ontology annotation, molecular function: 3'-5'-DNA exonuclease activity.